Molecule: messenger RNA, 668 nt
Organism: Theobroma umbraticum
Lineage: Eukaryota; Viridiplantae; Streptophyta; Magnoliopsida; Malvales; Malvaceae
Gene: PSRP5
Product: plastid-specific 50S ribosomal protein 5
Biological process (GO): plastid translation
Cellular component (GO): chloroplast thylakoid membrane
Source: RefSeq, a predicted model, not a curated record
UCCGUGGUGUGUAGAAAGAAAAAGAGCAUUUAUCAGGCUUAUCCAAUACCAAAGGACUAAUGUUUUAGAGAGUUGCAAGGUAAUGGCUCUCCUCAGCUUUAAUACGUUUCCAUGUCUAUCUACUUCCCCAGUUUCUUCUUGCGCAGCAUCCUUGCCCAUCGCUGUUUCACCAAUUUCCAGGAUGCGGCUAAAAGCAGUUGAUCAUCCUCCCUCGAAAUGUCUAAUUCGUACACAGUUUCUCCCCAACAAGAAAAGAUUUGUGAUGACUGUAAAAGCAUCUGCUGCAAGUACCGGUGGCGAGCCUCGGCCUCCCUCGGAAAGCAAGAAGGAAGCUUUGCCAGUGGAACAGCUGCCGUUAGAGUCAGAGUCCAAGGCGCAGCAGAUGAUGGAGCAGAAGAUGAGGAUGAAGCUGGCCAAGAAAAUAAGGCUUCGUAGAAAGCGGCUUCUUCGCAAGAGGAAGAUGAGGAAGAAGGGGCGAUGGCCACCUUCUAAGAUGAAAAAAUUAAAGAAUGUAUGACCUUAGCUUGCUUUUGUGCUCACCCUUUUGCUUUCUCUUUUCAACUUCUUCGUUUUUAUUAGUAGAUCAUGUUUCUUCUUUUGAUGGCCUCGGUGAAUGUGCUGAUAUUCAAUUUCUUCGGAAAUUAAAAGAUACAUGGUCUAAGACUCCA